UUUUUUUUCUCUUUAUCCCCAACAAUACGUUGGUUCUCAAAAGUUUGUGCUUUUAGUCCUGAGGCUGCUGAAAGAUCUCUUGUUGAAACCAAACGAGGAGCUCUGUGCUUCUGUUAUCUCUGUCGGGUUGUUCUUGUGAAGCACUGAUUCAUGAAGUUUCAGUCAGUCUUGGGGAUUAAGAUUGCUCUGUCAGGGUUUCAAUUGCAAGGGUAAGGGUAAGGGGCUUAGAGCCUUUGAGAAAUCAUCUCUAUGGAUCAACAGCUGGGUGAUGUUUCCAGUUCCAUGAAUGGAGGAAUUGGGUACGACCUGUUGGACAGGCUUAGCCUCCUGGACACAGUCAUAGAUGAGAAUCAAAGUCGUUACCGAAAGGUUCCUUCUUUGCCGCCCGAACGCGGCCUGGCGGGUUCUGCUAGGGAGUCCGUUGAGGACUACGACUUCAGCGAUGUGGUCCUCAAGUACAUUAGCCAGAUGCUCAUGGAAGAAGACAUAGAGGGGAAGACGUGCAUGUUCCAGGAAUCAGCGGCGCUGCUGGCCGCCGAGAAAUCGCUUUAUGAGGUUAUCGGGAAGAAGUACCCGCCUUCUCCGGAUCACCAUCCAGUGUCUGUCGAAUCAAGCCUUGGGAGCCCCGAUGAGACCAGUGCAUGUAGUUGUAUCACUGCCAACAUUGGCAACACGGUGGAUCGGAACAAUGAUUCACAUGGGCCUGAGAGUUCAUCCACCGCAUCCCAAUCUGUGGCCGACUUCUCGUCAUCCUAUGGAUUUGCAGACUCUCCGAUGAGCACCCUUCAGUUACCCCAGAUUUUCACGGAUAGCCAGUCGAUGUCUCAGUUCAUGAAAGGUUUUGAGGAGGCAAGUAAGUUCCUCCCUGAUGAUAGUAGUCUGAUUCUUGGUUCCACAAGCAACGGACAGUCUGAUAAGAAUAGCAAUCCAAAUAAUUUCUCUUCCAAUGGAUCGAGGGGAAAGAAGAAUCCUCACCCUGAUGCUGCAGACCAUGGAGAAUCAAGAAGUCACAAGCAAUCGGCUUUAUCUAGUCAAUCAACGGUUAGUUCAGAAAUGUUCGAUAUGGUGUUGCUAGGCUGUGGAGGAGGAGAUGCUGCUCUUCGAGAAUCUCUCCAGAGUGCUCAGCAUCAGGAUGGGAAAAUUAAAGGACCGAAUGAGGGGAAAUCUCGCAGGAAGAAGCAAGGGCGGAAACGAGAUGUUGUGGACAUGAGGACCCUCUUGACCAUCUGUGCCCAGGCCAUAGCAGCGAAUGAUCGGAGGAGUGCGAAUGAUCUGCUGGGCCAAAUUAGGCGGCACUCUUCCCCGACCGGGGAUGGGAUGCAGAGGAUGGCCCACUACUUCGCAGAUGGCCUUGAGGCCCGCUUGGCAGGUGCAGGGACCAAAAUAUAUAAGGCUCUAAUGGCCAAUCUGCCCAGUGCUGCCGAUGUCCUGAAAGCCUACCAUCUGUAUCUUACCAUAUGCCCGUUCCGGAAGAUCUCGAACUUCUUCUCAAACAAGACGAUCAUGAACAUGGCCGAGAAAGCGACAAAGCUCCAUAUUGUGGACUUCGGAAUCAUGUAUGGGUUCCAGUGGCCCUGCCUCAUACAGCGUCUCUCCUCCCGGCCUGGUGGACCUCCAAAGCUUCGGAUCACAGGCAUUGAUCUUCCACAACCUGGGUUCCGGCCAGCUGACCGUGUUGAGGAGACGGGUCGGCGUCUCGAUAAUUAUGCUAAGACCUUUGGUGUUCCUUUUGAGUUCAAAGCGAUAGCCCAGCGAUGGGAAACUAUCCUGCUUGAGGAUUUAAGGAUUGAGCCUGACGAGGUUCUUGUCGUGAACUGCAUGUUCAGGUUGAGGAAUCUUCUUGAUGAUACGGUAAUGGUGGAUAACCCGAGGGAUAUAGUGCUGGAAUUGAUCAAGAAGAUGAACCCUAACGUCUUUGUCCUGGGGAUUGUGAAUGGGGCCUACAGUGCCCCAUUCUUCAUCACGAGAUUCCGAGAGGCUCUGUUCCACUACUCCACAGUCUUUGACACGCUCGAAGCAAAUGUGCCACGAGAUAUCCCUGAGAGGAUACUGAUCGAGAAUAAGAUUUUUGGACGAGAAGUAAUGAAUGUGAUUGCAUGUGAGGGAGCAGAGAGGAUUGAGAGGCCCGAGACUUACAAGCAGUGCCAGGUGAGGGCACAUAGGGCGGGGUUCAGUCAGCUUCCAUUGGAUGAGGAGAUUGUGGACAUGGCCAAGAACAGAGUGAAGUCUUACUAUCAUAAGGACUUUGAGAUCAAUGAAGAUGGGCGGUGGCUUCUGCAGGGGUGGAAAGGCCGCAUCCUUUAUGCUCUCUCAACUUGGAAACCUGCUUGUUGAAUAGAGCGAGUUCCUUAUGGAUGCAAGGAUGAAACCUGACCGCUUUUUGUCCAGUAUCAUUUUGGGAUGCUGAUGGAUAGAGGAAAGUUCAGGGAGAUAAUGGGGCUAUUAUUAAUAACUGCGGAUACAGUAAGGCUGCAAGGAAGUUGCUCAUGAACCUGUAUUAUGGACAGGUAAUGCCAUAGAAUGGAAAAGGCAACAUCAUGAACGAUUAUUGUGCUCAUUUGAAAUGGAACUGAUGAUGGCAACUGGCCUUUCGUGCCUGAACCCUUCCUCCACCACCACGAAUCACCGGAGAAAUUAGAAUAUACCUCUUAAAAUAGCAUGCAGUUUUUGUUUGAACACUCGCAAGUGGAGAAAGAUGGGGACCCACUUGGUAUAGCAGCAAUCUGAUGUAACCCUGAACAGCAGAGCCAUAAUGCUGAAUAUUUCGUAAGAUUUAGUUGAUUGCUUGGUGUAGCAGCAGAUCGGUUUAACCCCGAUUAGCAUAGCCACUGUCCUGACCAUUACAUAUGAUAUAGUUGAUUGUUGGACCAAUUUUAAGUUACGAGGUCUUUCGUCGAACAGUUCCCAGCAUUCCAUUGAAACUGCGUAUAUGUUGAUGUACAUACCCAUUGUUUAAUCAGUAAGGCAUGAGGGAAGGUCAAAGUUUCAAAGCUUAGAAAAUGGGCAGCUCAUCCUAA
Messenger RNA from Punica granatum (pomegranate), 3017 nucleotides. The record is from RefSeq and is a predicted model, not a curated record. Lineage: Eukaryota; Viridiplantae; Streptophyta; Magnoliopsida; Myrtales; Lythraceae.